AUGCCUGACGUUGAAGACUGUAAACUUGAUUCAAAUGGGUCCAGUUAUCAAACAUCUGCUGAUUCAUCAAAAUCAGACACAAAUAUCCAGUUGCCUGAAGGAGAAUUAGAUAACAAAAAAGAUCCUGAUGGCGCGAAAAAUGAAGCAGUGGAAAAAAAGAAAAAAGAGACAUUGUCCGUAUUACGCUAUACAAAAGAACAGUUACUGGCCUUACGCGAUAGUCCACUUGUAAAGAAGCCAGAUGCUUUACCUCCAAUCAGUGUUUGGUUUGGGGAACAAACAAAGAAAGAAAAGAAAAUUGGUGUCGAUGGUGCUGUGGAAACCGAAAAGAGUAAAAAUAGUAAUGCGCUUGGAUCAGAGUUAAAUAAAUCAAAAGAUGAUUCAUUAGGGAUUCCAAAGAGUCCUUUACUAGGAGUUUCAAAAAGUCCUAAUGGAUCUGCACCGACAUCUCCAAAGCCGUCAGAUAAAAUUGUUCUUGGUCCACCCAAAUGGAACUUUGCUUCAUCAUCAGUCGGAGGAUUAAAAAUUGUGGAAGAAAAAACGGCACCACCAAGGACCGGUAGAUCAGAUGGAAUGCGACAACGUCAAGUUGAAGACCUUUCAUAUAUGCGAACUGGAAAAGACACUGAACCACGAGCACCACGGGGACCAUCUGGUGGCCGCGGUUUCAUUGGUAGGGAGGCAUUACGAGAACACCGUACUUUGACAGAAAAGACAACGAAAGAAUCAGCUGGACCUACUCACGGAAUACAUGGUCGUGGAUUGGGAAAUAUGCGGUCUCAUGAUACAAGUAGAAAUAAUCGCCGGGAAGGCAUUGGAGGAAAAGAACAUUCUGGAAGAAAUACUUCAAGAUAUCAGCAUGUGGAUGAUAGGGAAACUCCUGAAUGGAUGAAUUAUAAUCCGCAGACUGAUGCAGAUACAAACCACUUUGAUAACGGUGAAACUACGCGGAGUAUUUCGCGAGCCGAUAGUAGUAUAUCAUGGAGGCCAGGAAAUAAAACCGUGACGACCGAAGAAGCUAAUAACGUUUCAAAUAAUAAAGCUGCAGAAAUUGUACAGAAUGGAUCGAAGGAAAAAAACCCACCGAAUUUCGAUGGUAAUUAUCUAGAUUUACACUAUGAAUAUUCUUCACCAUCAUUAAAUUUGGCUGAUGUGGACCAACUAUUUGGCCCUGGUGGAAUGGAGUUGAACGUAAAGGAACACUCAGGUUCAUCGGCUUUUAAUAAAUUUCUUUUUCAGCAUGAACUUGCCAUGACCGAAGACAAUGGACCUAAAACCGGAACUGGAUCGCAUAUAGAGACAACAAUUCCUCGAGAGCAAGGGACAUCUCGCUUUGCCAGAUUUUUCUCUCAUAAUACCGAGGAAAUUUUUCAAGAUAAUGACCAUAUGGAGAGACCAUCCACAUUUCAAGUAUCUCAAGUAUCUCCUCAGAAUCUUCCGGUAUCAAACGAUUUGUUGAAACCUGGUCCAAUUAGUCUUGAUACUCUAUUUCAAAGUCAAGUCGCCACACCAUCUACUACAGCAUCUAUUUCUCCCCAUAUUGGACCAAGUGAAGGAAUACGGAUCCUUCCUGGAAUGCUCACUGAAGAGGAGGUUUUACAAUCUUUAGGAGCCAAGCCACCUUCGAAACAUGAGCCAAAGGAACGAAAUUCUGAAGACGAAGCCGCUAUGUUUAAAAUAUAUGCAGCCUUAAAGAAAGGCCCCUCGUCUUCAGAUUUACCAAUUCAGCUGUCACAUAACACGCCAAUAUCUUCUUCACAUCAAUCUGUACAAUUUCAACAUUCGGCGAUUACAAAUUCAGGAUUACCUUUCAAUGAUCCGUCUAUAAUCAGUGCUCAAAAACCAACUUCAAUUAACAAAACUAAUCAUCCACCACCAAAGGUUGAUAUUUCUAAUCGACAUCUUGGUAUUUCUGAGUUAGCUCCAAAUGAUUCAGUUAAGAAGAUCAAUAUGCUUUUUGGAGGAAAUGUUCCAACUUCUGUUUAUCGUCAAUUGAGCUCAAGGUCAGAUAAUAGUUCCAGAGAAUCAUCAACUGCAUCUUCACCGGCGUUGAAAUUCAAUCCAAAACCAAAUAUUUCCAACUUUUCACAUUCGCCACAAUCUUCGGCAAUUAUUCCUGAUCUUCACGCAUCGGUUUAUAAAACAUCAUCCCCUCGUUCUCCUAUCAUUUCUCAAAGUCAAAACCCUUCACAGUAUCAUAAUAUAGUUCCACCUUAUUCCAAUGGACAAAAUAAUCCUCAACAUUCUCAUCAUCGACAAGAAUUUUCUCUGCCCGUCGGUCGCAACAUACCCGUGGAUCAAUUGUUUAAUAUGAUACCACAACCUCCACGCAAUGUUCCUCAACAAAUUCACCCCCAAUUCCAACAGCCUCCAAUGACAUCUUCAAUGCCCCCUCAAAUGCCAUUUGGUUAUCAACAUGAUCGUUAUCCACAGCAACUUCAAUUUUCUGGCCCUCCCCCAAUACCACCACAACAUAUUUCUGUACAUCAUCAUCCUGGAUUGUUACCUCCUGGUACGGAGGCUCUUUUCGCGAAUAUGCAUGGAUAUGCACAAUUUAUUCCAAAUCUUGUUAACAAUGCAAUUGCGCCACAUACCAUACCCGGAAUUCCAAAUAACACAAAUAUGCAGCAACGUGGAAUGAUGACUUUGGAAGAAAUUGAGAGGAGAGGAGGUCUUGGUGGACGUUAG
Molecule: messenger RNA, 2688 nt
Organism: Funneliformis geosporum
Lineage: Eukaryota; Fungi; Glomeromycota; Glomeromycetes; Glomerales; Glomeraceae
Source: the annotation of a GenBank genome assembly